CCUCAGCCUCGCCCCUCUGCGCCUCACUCGCAGCACUGCGCACUGUCCCUUCACCCCUCUCCCAGCAUGGCCACUCUCGCCGCUGCACUCGACGCGCUCUCGCGCCAGCUCGCCGACGUGCGCACGCACCAGCUGCCCGCCCUCUCCAGCGCACCUUCCGCCGACGCCCUGCGGCGCGCCGAGGCCGACGUGCGUGCCGAGCUGGCACGCGCUGAUGCUCAGGCAAAGGAGCUCGUGCUCGAGCUGCCCGAUGCCGUGGGCAGCGCGGAGCAGCAGCGCGAGUGGACGCAGCAGGUGCAGCGACUGGCCAAGGACGUCGAGGCACUGCGCGGCGAGUUCCGCACGGCUCUCCUCGCUGGCCGACGAGCCGUGGCCAGCGAAGGCGCCACUGCAGCGCGGCGCGAGCUAGGUCUCGACUCAAGCUCAUCCAAGAGCGCAGUCAAGGGCGAUGACAAGCUUGCAACUGCCUCUUCAGACGUCACCACCGCCUUGCAGCGCACCGUCGCCUCCAUGUCCGCCGAGCUCGAGAAGUCUUCCUACUCUUCCGCACUUCUCGACGAGUCCUCUUCCGCCAUGCAAGGCAUCUCCACAGAGUACACUUCCUUCGGCGACAUGCUGCGCAACAGCGGCACGUUGAUCCGCAGCAUGGAGCGCGCCGACUUGAUCGACGCCGCCAUCCUGGCCGGCGCGGCGCUCUUCUUCGUGCUGUGCAUCGCCUACAUCCUCAAGGUGCGCGUGUGGGACAGAGGCGUCGGCAUCCUCUCGUUCUUCUGGCGCUUCAUCUCCCUUGGCCGCUCUCCGGGAGACGUGAAGGAGAAGUAUCAACUCGCGCAAGAUGCUGCGUCUGCUGCGAAGGCUUCAGCCAAGGAGUCGUCGAUCAGCGCCAGCAAGAGCUUGGCGGCGGCAGCAGCGGCUACGGCAAAGGAUGUCGCCUCGAGCGCGAGCGCAAGUCUAGCUGCCAGCAAGAGCAUGGCAGCCGCCGCGGCUUCUACAGCAAAGGACGCGGCCACCAGCGCCACUGCCAGUCUGGCCUCCAGUGCCAAGGCAGCAUCAGAAAGCGCCAGCGCCAGCCUCUCAAGCGCCGCAGAGGCUGCCACGCCGGCAGUCACGCGCGUCACGGACGUGCUCAAGGCGGCGGCCAGUACGGCGGCGGCCGUGGCGGCGGCAUUUGACAUGGGCGGAGAAGACGCCGAGGAGAUCGCGGAGGCGCAGGAGGAUCUGAGUGGAGGCAUGGCAGAGGGAACGUGGGGCGUCAUCACCGAUGAUGACGAGGACACGGAGGAGAAGGACAGAGAGGAGAGGCUGAAAGAGUCGGCUAAGCACAUCGAGCUGUAGAGACAGCCAUGCCGCGCGGGAAACAAGAACGACGAGCACGCACGAACAGCACACACAUUCACAAUCACGGCAGCCAAAUGAGAUCAAGUCUUUGACACGUCGCGGAAUGAGACCGAGGUACAAGCUGCGAGGCGGACAGAAGCGCCCCGGGAAGGGUAUGUGCCCGAGAGAAGGAUGACGUCGAGAGAUAGACGGAGCGACGACAGAGAGACGGU
Messenger RNA from Tilletiopsis washingtonensis, 1550 nucleotides. RefSeq lists its product as hypothetical. Lineage: Eukaryota; Fungi; Basidiomycota; Exobasidiomycetes; Entylomatales. Gene Ontology annotation, biological process: retrograde vesicle-mediated transport, Golgi to endoplasmic reticulum. The coding region runs from base 67 to 1335 and encodes 422 amino acids. Gene Ontology annotation, cellular component: SNARE complex; endoplasmic reticulum. The transcript is spliced from 3 exons. Gene Ontology annotation, molecular function: SNAP receptor activity. The record is from RefSeq and is a predicted model, not a curated record.